AUGAAUGUGUUGUGUUUAAUAUUCCUUGUUGGUGUCGCCGCGUCUGUGCACGGACAAACCUUGGUUGAAGAAGUGAAAGGACCGAAGCAUGGUAAAAAGGUGGUGUGCUACAUAGCUACCUGGGCGGUCUACCGGCCGGAUCCUGGCAGAUUCAGCUUGGAGGACCUGGAGCCAGCAUUAUGCACCCACCUGGUGUACUCUUUCGCUGGUCUCAAUGAAACUUCUAACACUAUUAAGAGUCUUGAUCCCUGGCAAGACCUGGAAACAGAUUAUGGCAAAGCUGGAUAUAAGCGCCUGGUGGCCAUGAAGAACAAGUACCCACACUUGAAGGUGACCCUGGCCAUCGGAGGAUGGAACGAGGGGUCUCCAAGGUAUUCCAACAUGGCCAGCAAAGCGGAGUCCAGAGCUGCUUUCAUAAAGAGCGUUUUGCUCAUGCUGAAUAACUACAAAUUCGACGGUUUGGACUUGGAUUGGGAGUACCCCACCAAAAGGGAUGGCAAACCAUAUGAUAGGGAAAACUUCGUUCUUCUCGUUAAGGAACUUAGUGAAGCGUUUGAGCCACAUGGCUACAUCUUAACAGCGGCGCUUGGAGCUGGUAAAUCCACUAUGGAGACGGCCUAUGACCUGGCUAAAUUGAGCCGAUAUUUGGACCUCAUACAUAUGAUGUGUUAUGAUUACCAUGGUACCUGGGACGGGGUGCUGGGAGCCAACGCCCCGCUGAAAGGAAUUAAUGAUAAUGAUACUUUAAGCGUGGAAUGGACAGUAGAAUACCUCCUGGCUCAUGGCGUGAGUCCUUACAAGAUGGUGCUGGGUCUACCGAUGUAUGGUCGGACCUUCUUGUUGACAGACCCUGGCUCCAGAGUCCUGGAGUACGGCUCCACUCCCGUCAAGGCUACUGGAUUUAAGGGACCUUACACUGGUGAAGCUGGUUUUAUGGGGUAUAAUGAGAUCUGUGCCGAGACGAUGAACAAAUCUUCCCCCUGGGUGUAUCAUUGGCAUGAGCAGUCCGCCACACCAUACCUUAGAGAUGGGGAGAAGGUCAUCUCCUAUGAUAACGGACGGUCUAUUGCUAUUAAAAUCAAGAUGGCCAUAGACAAGGGUUUAGGCGGUCUCAUGGUGUGGUCCAUAGACACAGAUGACUUCAGAGGCAAUUGCAAUGAAACCGAUGCGUACAUAGACUUCGUGGAACGCCACAGAAGGAUGGUGAACGACCCCGUCGUCAACAAGGCUAUUAGGAACCUGAAUAUACCUGAUGUAACCCUAGUAGGCUCCAAAGGCCCAGCCUACGUGCUACAAGACAACCAACUCCACCUGCGCCUGCCCCAGCCAAAAUACACGAACUACGCGCUAAUGCAGACGAUAAACGACGCUAUUACCUUAGCCGUAGAGGAGAAAAGGAUUUUAGAUGAAGUUAAACGCCUGGAGAGUGACAAUGAGGUCAGAAGUGAGAAGGACAAAGGAGGUAAUGGACAUAGUAUUAGAAGUAGUGUAAUUGGCAUUGUCCUUUGUGCUUUAGUUGCGUUGAAAUUGUAG
Spodoptera littoralis (African cotton leafworm) is the source of this 1533-nucleotide messenger RNA. The record is from the annotation of a GenBank genome assembly. NCBI's taxonomy places the organism in Eukaryota, Metazoa, Arthropoda, Insecta, Lepidoptera, Noctuidae.